Molecule: messenger RNA, 3255 nt
Organism: Penicillium malachiteum
Lineage: Eukaryota; Fungi; Ascomycota; Eurotiomycetes; Eurotiales; Aspergillaceae
Product: GTPase RIA1
Exons: 6
Coding region: 1-3255 (1084 amino acids)
Biological process (GO): cytosolic ribosome assembly
Cellular component (GO): ribonucleoprotein complex; cytosol
Molecular function (GO): ribosome binding; GTP binding; GTPase activity
Source: RefSeq, a predicted model, not a curated record
AUGCCGGUCGUUAAUGUCGACGACUUAGUCCGCCUGCAGCGGAAACCUGACGACAUACGAAACAUCUGCAUUCUUGCGCACGUUGACCAUGGAAAAACUUCAUUGACAGACAGCCUUAUCGCUACUAAUGGCAUCAUCUCGCCAAAAUUGGCGGGUAAGAUCCGCUACCUGGACUCUCGUCCUGACGAGCAGCUCCGAGGUAUUACAAUGGAAUCAUCGGCUAUCUCCCUGUUCUUCUCGAUGCUUCGUCGUCCUGCACCGGACGCAGCUCCCGUGGCCAAGGAGUAUCUGAUCAACUUGAUCGAUUCCCCGGGUCACAUUGACUUUAGCAGUGAAGUAUCUACAGCGUCUCGACUUUGUGAUGGUGCCGUUGUUCUUGUUGAUGCUGUUGAGGGUGUCUGUUCCCAGACAGUGACUGUGCUUCGACAGUCCUGGGUCGAGAAGUUGAAGCCGAUUUUGGUUAUUAACAAGAUGGAUCGACUUGUCUCGGAACUUAUGAUGAGCCCUAGUGAAGCCUAUGCACACCUCAGUAGGCUCCUUGAGCAAGUCAAUGCUGUGAUUGGUAGUUUCUACCAAGGCGAGCGAAUGGAGGAUGAUUUGCAGUGGCGCGAGCGAAUGGAAGACCGUGUCAAUGUUGCUGCUAGUAAAUCCAAGAAACAAGCCUUGGACGAUGAAUCUGUCGCGAGUAUCAGCGAGGCCACCGAGUUUGAAGAGCGUGAUGAUGAAGAUCUUUACUUUGCUCCGGAGAAGAACAACGUCAUCUUCUGUAGCGCUGUUGAUGGCUGGGCUUUCACGAUCCGGCAAUUCGCCGCUAUCUACGAGAAGAAACUCGGAAUCAAACGUACGGUGCUUGAGAAGGUCCUCUGGGGCGACUUUUACCUAGACCCAAAAACCAAGCGAGUUUUGGGCCAGAAGCAUCUGAAGGGCCGGGCGUUGAAACCUAUGUUCGUUCAGUUGGUUUUGGAUAGCAUCUGGGCUGCCUACGAAGCAACCACGGGCGGUGGAAAAGGAAAAGGCGAUCCUGUCCUUCUGGAGAAGAUCACAAAGUCGUUGAACAUCACCAUUCCGCCAUAUGUUCUACGCUCUCGUGAUCCUAGAAACAUUAUGAGCACGCUAUUCUCAGCUUGGCUUCCACUAUCUACAGCUGUUCUGGUUUCUGUCAUUGAAUAUCUCCCAAGUCCUCAAGCCGCACAAGCUGAACGGUUACCAGAACUGAUUGAGUCAUCUCAUGGCUCCAAGCACGUCUCUGAAAAUGUCAAAGAAGCUAUGAUCAACUUCAAGACUGGCCCCGAAGAGCCUGUCGUGGCAUAUGUUAGUAAGAUGGUGGCGAUACCUGAGAGUGAGUUGACAGCAAGCAAAAAGCGCAGUGGAGCUACUAUGACUGCAGAUGAGGCUCGAGAAAUUGCCCGUCGCAAGCGGGAGGAAAUCGCAAAGAUGCAGGCGGAAGCCAAUGCAGGGCAGACGGAUGACUUUGCCCGAAUGACAUCGGCAUUUGAGAAUACUUCGUUGAUCAGGGAGGUAGACGAACCAGAGAAGGAACAAGCCGAGAAGGAAGACCCUGAUCACCUUAUCGGUUUUGCUCGACUCUAUUCAGGAACUCUUUCUGUUGGAGAUUCCAUCUAUGUGCUGCCACCGAAGUUUUCUCCAUCCAACCCACACGCCAGUCCGGAGCCCAGAAAGGUCACCGUUACAGACCUGUAUCUACUCAUGGGCCGAAGUCUCGAGCCCCUUCAGUCGGUUCCGGCGGGCGUUGUCUUUGGUAUUGGAGGUCUUGCAGGUUAUGUGCUCAAAACAGGUACACUCUGCAGUCAGCUAGAAGGAAGUGUCAACUUGGCUGGUGUCUCCCUCAAUACUCCCCCCAUUGUGCGUGUCGCUCUGGAGCCAGUUAAUCCGGCUGACCUGGGCAAAAUGGUUACUGGUCUUCGCCUUCUUGAACAGAGUGACCCAUGUGCCCAGUACGAGGUUCUUCCCAGCGGUGAACAUGUUAUUCUCACUGCUGGUGAAUUGCACCUCGAGCGCUGUGUGAAAGAUCUUCGUGAACGGUUUGCCCGGUGUGAGAUUCAGACUGGCGAAGCUAUUGUGCCCUACCGAGAGACGAUUGUCAACGCUCCCGAGAUGGCUGCUCCGAAGAACCCUGAGCUGGGCCGUGGAACAGUGUUGUCAGUAUCUCCAUCUAAACAGAUGACACUCCGUCUGCGGGUUGUUCCACUCCCAGAGGUAGUCACCGAGUUCCUUAUCAAGCAGGCUGGUACCGUCAAACAGCUCCAGUUACAAAAGCGUGCCGAAGCAACAAAAUCCGACGAACCUUCCUCAGAAAAUGCCACUCCAGCCAUAUCAGCAGAAGUUGAUGCUGCCGAUGAAGCGCUCGAGGGUGCCGUCCUCUCGCUGAAUGAAUUCCGUGAAGAGUUGAGCAAGGUAUUUGACGAAGAAGUGAAGGAGGAUAAGGAGCUAUGGAAGAAUGUUGUCGACAGAAUCACAGCCUUCGGACCCCGAAGAACAGGUCCUAACAUCCUCGUUGAUGCUACUGCUGUCAACACCUGUGAGAAAUUUUUACUCGAUGAGCCGAAACAAAACUCUGCUGUUUCAUCCGAUGACAACACUGCUCAGCAAGCUCUCCUCGUACGCGAUUUCAACGAUAAGAUCGCAUACGCCUUCCAGCUCGCCACAGGCCAAGGUCCUCUCUGCCAAGAACCCAUGCAAGGUGUCGCCGUCUUCCUGGAAGAUAUCUCCGUGCAAGCCGCCAAAGAAGAGCUGGACAUGGGUCGUCUAACUGGAGACUCAAUCAGAAUGGUCCGUGAAGGAAUUACCCAGGGAUUCCUAGACUGGAGUCCUAGAAUCAUGCUUGCGAUGUACAGCUGUGAAAUCCAAGCAACAACCGAGGUCCUGGGUCGUGUCUACGGUGUUAUCACCCGUCGCCGAGGCCGAAUCCUCUCCGAAAUCAUGAAAGAAGGAACCCCCUUCUUUACCAUCAUCGCUGUUCUCCCUGUUGCCGAGUCCUUCGGAUUCGCCGAGGAGAUUCGCAAGCGCACUUCAGGUGCCGCUCAGCCACAACUUAUCUUUGCAGGUUUUGAGGCCCUAGAUGAGGAUCCCUUCUGGGUUCCCGCUACCGAGGAGGAGCUGGAGGAUCUGGGUGAGCUUGCGGAUCGUGAGAAUGUUGCGAAGAGAUAUAUGGAUGCUGUGCGAAACAGGAAGGGACUUGUUGUCCAGGGACGGAAAUUGAUUGAUGCGGAGAAGCAGAAGACGCUGAAGAAGUAG